Molecule: messenger RNA, 1062 nt
Organism: Penicillium macrosclerotiorum
Lineage: Eukaryota; Fungi; Ascomycota; Eurotiomycetes; Eurotiales; Aspergillaceae
Product: Mpv17/PMP22 family protein
Exons: 2
Coding region: 1-1062 (353 amino acids)
Cellular component (GO): cytoplasm; membrane; mitochondrion
Source: RefSeq, a predicted model, not a curated record
AUGAGUCUCUUCCAGAAGGGACUCAGCGCUCAGGUCUCGGCGUUCGCGAUCCGCUCACGAACAGUAGCUCCCGGUGUGCGAUCUCCGUUGCGACGGGUGCGUCAGCCGCUACGACACAAGUCCUCGAAUGCCUCAGCGCCAGGAGCGCCUGUCGAGGGUCAAACUCCAGGAAAUGGUUCCGCAGUGAAUGGAGGCUUACCUCCAAAGCCGUCCCAGUCAAAUCCAUCGUCUACAACCUUGUCGCCGAGUUCGGCACCAACCCCUUCCACGUCUAACUCGGCGAACCCUGCAGCCACAGCCGCCGGCGCGGCGACCACCCCGGCUGCGAACACAGUGGUGCGAUCUCGAGGGUUACGGGAGAUCAUUAAAGCUGGUCCAUUGGGCCGGGUUGGGCGAUGGUACUCGCGGGUACAGGAGCGCAAGCCGUAUGCGACACAGUUCUGGAGUUCGAUUGUCAUCUAUCUGUGCGGAGAUCUGAGUGCCCAGCUACUAUUCCCUUCGGAGGUGCCUCAGUCUACACAGAAUCAAAAUGAAGAUGGAAAGGAAGAAGCGAUCCAGACUGUGGGAUAUGACCCCUGGAGAACGGCGCGGCACUUGGUCGUGGGAGCAGGAUCGAGCAUUCCUUCAUAUAACUGGUUUAUGUUCCUCCAUAACAACUUCAACUUCUCAUCCAAGAUCCUCUCCGUUCUGACCAAGGUCGUGGUCCAGCAAAUCUGCUUUACCCCUGUCUUCAGCACCUACUUCUUCGGUGUGCACUCUCUUUUGGGAGGUGCAACGCUACAAGAGACCUUCGAGCGGCUCAAGAAGGCUCUUCCCGUCAGUAUCACCAACAGUGUCAUGCUUUGGCCUGCGGUCACAGCCUUCAGCUUCAUGUACGUGCCUCCACAGUUCCGAAACGUCUUUUCAGGCGUUAUCGCUGUUGGCUGGCAAACCUACUUGAGCUGGCUGAACCAGAAGGCAGCGAGGGAGGUUCUCGCCGAAGAGCUUGCUGCGAAAAAACUCAUCUCUAGCGCACCGCAUGAGAUGGCUGGAAAGUUGAUUACUACAGCAGGAACUGCAUAA